AUGCAAGAGCUAGGAUAUAAGUUCCGCGUUUCCAAGCGCAAGGGCAAAAAAUACGAUGCAUUGCUUAGUGAUGGUCGAAUUGUAUCGUUUGGAGCAAUCAAGUCCAAUGGUGAGCCCUAUCAGCAAUAUCAAGAUCGCACAAGUUUAAAAGCCUUCAGGAAUCAACAAUACAGCCGCCUGAUCGCUGGAUUUGACGGCUUUGACUUUGUCGGAGAGCUCACGCGCAUUGAAAAGAUGAUUGGAUCUCAACAAGAGCGAAUUCAAGAAGCUCAAAAUCAACUCAAUCUCAUCAAUCGCGAGUUUCUCCCUGGUGAUAUUGAGAGUGUGUAUCGCGACAGAGCGCUUACAGCUAUGAACGAUAGCACCGAUAAGAUUGAUAGAUUGGAAACCCUCAAAAGUGAAUUGAAGCGCCUGCAGCUCUUGUAA
Molecule: messenger RNA, 426 nt
Organism: Phytophthora nicotianae INRA-310
Lineage: Eukaryota; Oomycota; Peronosporomycetes; Peronosporales; Peronosporaceae
Exons: 2
Coding region: 1-426 (141 amino acids)
Source: RefSeq, a predicted model, not a curated record